AUGGCUGUGAGAACGGGUGGGACAGGAGAAGCGCAGCAGCGUGACAAACUGGCAGUGAAACACCUAUUCUAUACUGUCUUGUACCCGUAUUACCUCGCGUUUUUCGAUGAUAAAUCCAGAAUCGAGUUGCGGUUCGACACUCUGGUUAACUCGACUUUGACUGUGGGCCUCGACCUUGACUGCGGAUUGAGACCCACAGCCAAAGCAGAGUUGAGGGUCUGCGAGGUCGAACCUCAACUCGACUUUGGCUGCGGGUCUCGACUAGUAGGCGAUUUGCGUGUGCACUCGGAAAAAAAAUGCAUAUACCGUAUUCCCUCGCAAAAUUGGACUUUGGGUGUGGGGUGUAGCAAAGAUCCACAGCCAAAGUCCAGUUUAAAGUACCUAAUCCUUAACAUGGUAUUUUACUCCAUACUCAAAGUCCAACUUUGCGAGGGAAUACGCUUCUUAAUCAGAACUCGCAAGUUUGCAAGAACUCGCAAGUUUGCAAGAUUUCGCAAGGUUGCAAGAGUAAUUUCAGAACUCGCAAGUUUGCAAGGUUUGUGCAGAUUCAACGCACGAUCCCUGACUUUCAAGAGACUUGUGGACCUUUAUAUGAAUACGCAUAGGAAGAGUUAG
Molecule: messenger RNA, 615 nt
Organism: Trichoderma atroviride IMI 206040
Lineage: Eukaryota; Fungi; Ascomycota; Sordariomycetes; Hypocreales; Hypocreaceae
Source: RefSeq, a predicted model, not a curated record